Molecule: messenger RNA, 789 nt
Organism: Papaver somniferum (opium poppy)
Lineage: Eukaryota; Viridiplantae; Streptophyta; Magnoliopsida; Ranunculales; Papaveraceae
Exons: 2
Coding region: 1-789 (262 amino acids)
Biological process (GO): DNA integration
Molecular function (GO): nucleic acid binding
Source: RefSeq, a predicted model, not a curated record
AUGAAGCAGGAUAUCAUCCACUUUGUUGCCACCUGUGAUACAUGCCAAUGCAACAAACAUGAGCACUCUGCCCCUGCUGGUCUUCUGCAGCCAUUACCUAUUCCUGACACUGCUUGGCAGCAUAUAUCAAUGGACUUUAUUGAAGGUUUACUACUCUCCAACAAGAAAUCAGUGAUACUGGUGGUAGUGGACAGAUUCACCAAGUAUAUUCACUUUAUUGCCCUCAGUUACCCAUUUACGGCAUUAUCUGUAGCUAAGGAAUCCCUUCAUCACAUCUUCAAGAUUCAUGGAUUGCCUUCUUCCAUUGUGUCAGACAGGGAUAAAAAAUUUAUCAACCACUUUUGGCAGGAGUUGUUCAAGUCACUUGUCACCAUUUCAAGCCUUAUAUGGCUACACACCACCUUAUCUGGUCUUUCCAGUCCACACCACUACUUUUGUGGCCUCUGUUCAAGAGUAUCUUCAAGAGAGGAUCACUUGUUGCAGCUUCUCAAGGAUGACCUAGCAAAGGAUCGAGAUAGGAUGAAAUACUUUGCUGAUAAACACAUGAGUGACAGAUCAUUUGUUACAGUGUUGCAGAAAAUUGGGUUUGUGGCUUACAAAUUGAAGCUGCCAAUUGGGUCACGCAUACAUCCAGUUUUUCAUGUGUCUCAGUUAAAGAAGAAGAUUGGUGUGCACAAAACCAUCACCCCUUCAUUGCCAUUGGUGGAUACUUCAGGCUCCUUCAUUGUCACACCUCUUGCAGUCUUGGCCUCCAGAGUGACCUUGCGUGGUGGUGCUACUAUUCCUUAA